This is a messenger RNA of Nezara viridula (southern green stink bug), 3671 nucleotides long. The record is from the annotation of a GenBank genome assembly. Lineage: Eukaryota; Metazoa; Arthropoda; Insecta; Hemiptera; Pentatomidae.
CGGGUGGGCGUGUUUACUUUGGGCUGGUCUUAAUGAAUAACAGAAAUAAUCAUGGAUCUCACUUCGUUAAUAAUUAUAAUUUAUACAUUAGUAAAUUUAAGUAGUGCGUUUAAUUUUGAAACACGACUACCCGUGAUUAAAAGAGGAGCUGAAGGUUCUUACUUUGGAUUUUCUGUUGCCCAGCAUAUUUCUUUAAAUGGUUCUUCUGGAGAAUCUAUGCUUUUGGUUGGCGCUCCACUGGACCAAAAUAUUCAACCCUCUACAAAUCGUUCUGGUGCACUUUGGCAGUGUCCAGUUAAUACCUUAGAAAAUGACUGUGAGCAAAUCAUUACAGAUGGGAGGAGAUACGCAGAUGGGCAUUAUUACAAAAAGUAUGCGGAUAGCGAAAAACUUUUGCCUCCUAUGGAGGAUGAAGUUAAAGAUGGGCAGUGGCUUGGGGUCACAGUAAGAAGCCAAGGUGCUGGAGGUAAAGUAAUGGUUUGUGCUCAUCGCUACAUACAAAAAAGUCCUGAUUCAAUGUUUGGAAGGGGUUUGUGCUAUACUUUAUCUCAGUUCUUAGAUCAUGACAAUACAUGGGAGCCUUGCAAGGGAAGGCGUAUGGAUAGAGGUCAGCAGCAGUAUGGAUAUUGUCAAUCUGGAACAAGUGGAAUACUUGUUAACGAUACAGCCAUCAUUGGUUCUCCUGGACCAUAUGUCUGGAGAGGAACAAUAUUCGUUUUUUCAGUAUCUGAUAAUUUUCUUGACAGGGACAAAACAAUGUAUUACAGUCCACACCAAGAAAAUGAUUCACCAGUGCCAAAGGACAGUUAUUUAGGAAUGUCUGUAGCCGCAGGAGAUUUCUUUGGAACUGGAAAUAUUGCUUAUGCUACGGGUGCACCUAGAUCCAGAGAUACUGGAGAAGUUUUAAUUUUUGAAAAAGAAAGACUUUCUGUACCAACAAUGGUAGAAAAAUUGAAAAUUUCUGGUGAAAUGUUCACAUCGAACUUUGGCUAUGAAUUAGCCACAGCUGAUGUAAAUGGAGAUAAGCUGCCUGAUUUGAUUGUUGGUGCUCCUAAUUACUUUGACAAAGAAGCAGGUGGUGCUAUUUAUAUCUAUGUUAACAAACCUGAAAGCUGUUCUCUUACAUGUCUCAAGCCAAUAAAAAUCACAGGAACACACGAAUCUCGAUUUGGGAUAUCAAUUGCUAACCUAGGUGACAUUAAUAAAGAUGGUUUUGAUGACAUUGCUGUCGGUGCUCCAUAUGAGAAACAAGGAGUGGUCUAUGUUUUUCUGGGUUCUAAAAAUGGCACAGUCCACGAACCAUCACAGAUUAUCAAUGGCGAAGAUUUUGGUUUGGAAACAUUUGGAUAUAGUCUGAGCGGAGGAUUAGAUCUCGAUUCAAAUGGUUAUCCUGAUCUGCUUAUUGGAGCCUUUGAAUCAGAAGCUGUUGUACUUCUUCGAACUCGGCCAAUCAUUGAGAUUACAAGUAAUAUUGGUCCUGCUUCAGCUUUAAGAGGAAUUGAUCCGAAUGGCCGUGGAUGUAAAGAUCAUAUGGAUACCAAUCUGACUUGUUUUACUUUUGAGGCAUGCAUAUCAGUUCAAGGUGUUAUUCGUGACAGGAAUUUAGAUCCUGAACGCUUAAGGUUGAAUUACUCUCUCCAAGCGGAUAUCAAUAGAAGAGUAUCCCGUGUUUUUCUUGGAAAUCCUAUUACAAGGCCAACCUCAAGACAGGGCAUUAUAACUUUGAAGAGAGAAUCUGGAGAGCUGAAACAUUGUAGUUUCCACACUGUUUUUGUUAAAGAAGAAACAAAGGAUAUUCAAACAGCUAUAGCAAUGAGGCUCAGUUAUAACUUAGUUCAAGAUGAACCUAAAAGGCCUAGAGUGGGUGACAAACUACCAUCUAUGGAUUCUCUCCCAAUAUUGAAUCAAGUUCAAGCUGUUAAAGUUUUCCAUGCUUCAUUUUUAAAGGACUGUGGGGACAACGAUAUUUGUGAGAGUCAGCUAUCAGUUGAAGCUAAUCUUAAUCUUCCCCAUUCUAGAGGAACUAAAAAAUAUGAUUUCAUUCUUGGGCAAUACAAGGAAAUAUUGCUUAAUGUAACAGUCCACAACUUAAAUGAGAGUGCAUAUGAGUCAUAUUUAGUUAUUAAACACUCUAAAACAAUUAGUUAUAUUGCCCAAGUUAAGGUGAACAGACAGAGUUGUGGAACUGUUUCUGAAACUGUUGUUGAAUGUUCUCUAGGCAAUCCACUUGUCCGUAAUGAGGGUGUGAAUAUCAGCCUUAGAUUUGAACCUAGAUCAUCCAUUGAUAUUGAACCAGAAAUAAAAUUUGUGUUAAGGGCCAACACUACAUCUGAAAUUCUGGAGCCUCAAGGCCCUGUCACUUUAUCUGCUUUAGUUAUGAGGAAAGCAAAUCUCUCUUUGAAAGCGUCGGUGAGACCAGAAGAGUUGAUUUAUGGUGGUCAAGUUCGUGGUGAAUCAGAAAUGAAAUUUAAGGACCAGCUUGGUUCUCUUCUUCGCCAUACAUAUCAAGUGGUCAACCAGGGACCUUCACCUGUCAACAAUUUAGAAAUUCACAUCAGCUGGCCUCACCAGGUGGCCAAUAACAAACCAUUAGGAAAAUGGCUCUUGUAUAUGGAUGAAGAACCUUCUAUAGAUGCUGAUGAAGGAGGCAUUUGUCAUACAACUAGUGAAUUGGUUAAUCCUCUAGGUUUGAGAGACCGAAAAACUGAAAAACUCUCAAAUAUAGAACUGAACUCUAUUAAUAAUUCUUCUUUGUUAAACAUUCAGCGAAGAAAGAGGGAUGUAGAAAUGAUUGUUAGAAAGGGUCCUGAUAAUAUUGUCCGAAUGAAUUGUUCAGCUGGCACUGCGAAAUGUAUUAAAUUCAAGUGUGUUGUUUACAAACUUCUAAAUCAGCAGUCAGCAACUAUUACAAUCAGAGCUAGGCUUUGGAAUAGUACAUUGGUUGAAGACUAUCCAAAAGUGAAAGCUGUCGAAAUAGCCUCAACUGCUAAAAUAAUUAUACCAAGUCGAGGAGGCUUAAUAAUUACCUCAAAUCCAUCUGAUAUCAUUGCUAAUGCUAUUAGUAUAGCUCGAAGUGGAGGGUUUCCAGAACAGCAAGUGACUGACGGCCUCGAAAUAUGGAUGAUAAUAGUGGCUGUGGUUUGCGGCCUCUUACUUGUACUGCUUGUAGCUCUUGCCCUUUGGAGGUGUGGUUUCUUUAAAAGAAAUCGGCCAGACCCUACGUUAAGCGGGAACCUGGAGAAACAUAAUGUGGAUGACUAUCAUGAUUACUGAGCUGUGGAAUGAUAACUGAUUCAUCGGUAACUGAGGUCUAUGCUGAAGAUUAUGAUGUAGUUUAUAGUUUUAUAUAACGUAGAAGGCCUCGGGAAACUUAGUUUUAUAAGUGAAAUAACUGAUGAGGGAUUGAAUAUUGCUUUUCUUUCAGUUAAGCAUUUUUUAAAUAUUUAUUCUAGGGUUUAUGUAUUAAAUACCAAGAAUCUUCAUAUUUUAAAACUUUGAAAAAGAAAAAAAUGAAUGCUCAUUUCACAUUGAAAAAAAUUCAUUUAUUGACUGAGUUUAUUUUGUUUAAGUUUUUAAAUGAAGUAAUAAAAAUUACUUCAAAUCAAUUUCGCUACAUAAGAAGCUGGAGUUUUAAAAAGCAUUUACAGUUUUGGUACUUGUUACAAUUUAAU